This is a messenger RNA of Myxocyprinus asiaticus (Chinese sucker), 1696 nucleotides long. It is a transcript of the gene tmem134, whose product is annotated as transmembrane protein 134. The record is from RefSeq and is a predicted model, not a curated record. The coding region runs from base 227 to 850 and encodes 207 amino acids. The transcript has 8 exons. Lineage: Eukaryota; Metazoa; Chordata; Actinopteri; Cypriniformes; Catostomidae.
GAGUCAGCCGUUACUUGCGCCGGUUUAGUCUCGACCCACAAAAACAGAAGCAGCUGUAACUAGCAAAGUUUUGGUUAAAGUUAACCUAAACAUACUAACGAACGUUGAAUCCCCUGGAAGUUAUAGGAGGAUCAUGACAGAAAGGUAUCUGCGUAACUGAUGAAGAUCACGGUUAUUCGACAUGCUUGCCAGUUAACAUCCAGUUGACGUCUGAGGUCCUGUAGCUAUGGGGACACAGUUCACAAUUGAUGAUGCGUUUGUCCUGGAUGGGGAGGAGGAGGAAGGUGUGGUGCCUGGAGAGGAUGUGGAUGAGUGGAAGGGGAGAGAGAAAGAUGGAGGGGCAGAGAUGACGUUCGGACCGCUCUCUUUUACCAAAACACAAUGUCAUGCUUCUGGUUCCACUGGCACUCCUGAACACAGUAACCUGAAAUAUCAGAACCUGGAAAAUGAAGAUGCUUUAGGUGGCACUGUGAACUCUUCUUUCAAUAACUUCUUCAAAAUCAGUGAUCCUGCUACUCUGUCCUACUGCAGCUCUCAGUGGUCAUUCAGCACACUCAGCUCAGUCACCCAGCUGUCUGCCCACUGCUGCGGGUGGACGUCUCACCCGCUAGUGAAGAAGAACAGACGAGUCGUUCUUGCCUCAUUCCUCCUCUUAAUCACUGGAGUUGCUCUGAUCUUUACAGGCAUUGUCAUACAGUUAAACCCACACGCAGGUGUUUCAAGUGCAAUUUUCUUUGUUCCUGGAUUUCUUCUCUUCAUUCCUGGUGUAUAUCAUGUGAUCUACAUAAGCUGUGCAGUUAGGGGGCGAAGAGGAUUCAAGUUCUUCUAUUUGCCAUACUUUGAGAAGUAAACCGUUUGUCUUUACAUCAUCCAGACUGGUGAUCUGGUUUUUUUCUGCCCACCAUUUCAUGUGCUCUAAAAUAUAUUUUGUUACUAAGUAUGGGUAUGAUAAUUUUUACAAUCUCACUUUCUACGGUUUUCUAAACAAUUUAACAGCCAAUCUAUACGCACGUCUAAGUAUAACCUCUUCAAAUAAAACUAACAGCAGAGUUAAAACUUUGAUUUAGAGUGUCAAGAGCUACAAUAUACAAUUUUACUUCAAUAUUAGAAAGCACAGGCUGUGUCCAUAUGAUUUUAGAGGUUGUUUGCUCAGACUGUAUAUUGAUUGACAAUCUAUAUUAGCUGUACUACACUGAAUGGUAUGUUCCCAAUUCAAUGAAAAAUGUUGGAAUCAGUACUAGGAGUUCAAAAAGGAGCCUUAUAAUAAGCCUGUGUUACAUAAGUAAAAUGUUCUGUUAUAAAUAGUGCACCUUUAAUAACAUGAAAUUGUACACCACUGACCUUGUAAAAGUGGCGGGAAAAAAAUCAUAGACAAAACAAAUGAGUCAAAAGAAUGAAAAUAUCAACUUAGAAACCCAAUACAAUGUGUCAAUUAGGUCAUCACAUGCACACAUACAGCCCAUGUUUUAAAGCAUUUUAAACACCUCUCUUGUACAAUCAUGUUACAUGCGUUAACCAAAGUGAUUUGUAUUGCCACUGUGCGUCAUUCAUUUUAUCUAGUACCACUACUUACACUUUGAACCACUGUUUUAGUGUACAUCCAACAAUUGAGUGUUAAGAUUUUUUUCUUGUGUGAUUAUGUAAUUUUUUAAUAAUGUUGACACUACAAUAAAACUUUUUUAUAUUUGCUUUUAAA